GUUUUGUACACGACAUCGAUACGGUAGAUUAAAUUGGUCCAGUUCUCCGUGCGAACUUUUUUAAAGAGAGUUUCCUUUGAUUCUCAUUUCGAUCACCACUGAUAAUGAUUCUAUGUAUUCACAGGUGUAUGUGUCGCCGGUGGUGCCCUGGAUGCUGUAAGAAAACCACCGGCUCCUCGGUCUCCGACAGCAGCGAGAAGCAGGACAGCAAUCAUCAGCAGCUCAAGUCACCAACGGAAGACUCUAGCGGUGACACAGUGGGAAACGGCGACGGUCCCCCGGCUAAUGGUUCCAUCUUCACAAUGACGCUGAAGAACAACCAUCUUAUUGUGGAGACGGAAGAGAGGAAUGACAUCACUAAAAAUGGCCGCGAAACUAAAAUGAAGUACUCUCCAGACAACGAUGGAAUUUUCGUAGUAGAAGUGCAACAGUCAACCGCUUACAGACCUAACAACAAAAACCUUCAGAACUCUCCACCGCAUGAUCCACAGAUUUCCACCAAUCAAGCUCUAAUCCAUCACGUCCCAGAAGAACUGGAGAAAAAACUUGAUGAAGACUGUGACAAAAGCGAAAAGUUCACCGCUGAAAGGGCUAUCGCUUUAUCCAGUACAGGCCUCUCAAUUUCUGAUCUAAGUAUGUCUUCAAAUGGUUCGCAUAACAUUAGUUACUCUUACGGAGGUCAAUUCGGUUAUGAACAAGGUCCUUUCGGCUACCCAGUGUAUGCUGGCUAUGAUAUAUCCAAAGAAGAAAGUAGUAGUAAUGGAAUUAUUCAUGACAAUUCUCAAGAACCGCUAAUUAGUAAAACCCCUACAGAUCCUGACAAACCUGUGGUUACUGCAGCAAUUUUCAAGCAAGAUUCGAUAAUCGGCAAUGAUGCUUUACAAGGUCCUGCGUAUUGUAUUGAAGGUUCAAGCGAUGGACCGUUGUUAUCUGAUGUCCAAGCCAGGGAAUUCAGUUUACAGCAUCUCCUAGAGAAGAAGCUUGAGAAUGGCGUUGCUGUACCGAUUCCCGAAAAGAUUGAAAGUCCUAAGAAAGCGUUAAAUAGGACUGACAGUUUACCAGUUCGUUUAGAGACAGAAAAAGUAGAAGUAGUUGCAGAUGAAAACAAUGUGAAGAACACCAUAAAAGAGAAUGAUAUGAUAGAUGAACUAAAUUCUAAAGAAAUAUUCAAAGGUAAGAGAGCAUCUUUGCCUAUUAUAAGUACAGACGUAUAUGAGUCUGUUAAGGAAGCUAUGAGGCCAUCUGGAUCUCCAAAAUUUGAGAAGCUGACGAAUGACUCCUCGCCAGGAGAAGCCUUUGAUGCUCCUCCGUUGAUCACGAUCACAGAGGAGAAUGAGAGCAAGUCUGAUAAUGCGAGUUAAUGAGAACUAAUGGUUACAUUUUAGCCAACAGACUGCACUAUUACAGAUAAGACAGAGGGCUGUUUGAUAUCGAAAAUGACUCAUUAUCACAAUUAUCUUCCAAAUUAAGUCAAAACAGUGAGAUUUAUUAAGAGGGUUAUUAUUAAAAGAUUUCACGGUUUGGUUAAAUUUUUUUGUUCAAACAGUGGCUCUAUUGACUUUCAAAAUACUAAUUCUCAAAGAGGGUUUCAAUAUUAUCCAAUGUAAAUAGAUAUAAGUGAAAAUGUGAUUAGUUUGGAGAGCAUUAAAUUUGUUAAUGCGAUAUUAACGUACGGUGUCGACGUGGUAGCAUUAUUUCAAAGAUUGCUUUUGCAACAAUGAUUUUUUUAUUUUGGGUUUUGAAAAUUAUUUGUAAAACUGUGGGUUAUCAAACCCACAGUUAAUCACAACUCUUAAACAAUUACAAAAAGAAGCUAUGAGUACCUUAGUGAAAAUGUAAAAUACUUUCAAGUAUAGA
Molecule: messenger RNA, 1857 nt
Organism: Hyposmocoma kahamanoa
Lineage: Eukaryota; Metazoa; Arthropoda; Insecta; Lepidoptera; Cosmopterigidae
Exons: 3
Coding region: 105-1361 (418 amino acids)
Source: RefSeq, a predicted model, not a curated record